Saimiri boliviensis boliviensis (Bolivian squirrel monkey) is the source of this 1252-nucleotide messenger RNA. The record is from RefSeq and is a predicted model, not a curated record. NCBI's taxonomy places the organism in Eukaryota, Metazoa, Chordata, Mammalia, Primates, Cebidae.
AGUGGGUGAAGCACCUGAUUGCCUAAACCAGUCGUUUCCUUCCUCCAGUAUCCAAAGAUCGACCUUAGCUCCUUCCAAGGAUUCGUGGGGAAAAUUCGCCCCGAGGGACCGGGGACACGCAUAUUUUAAAAACGUCUCCCAAUGUGAUUCCACGGGCUCACAGGGAAAAGAACACCUGAAGUGACGGCACUGGCCGCUACCCUCUGCGAGGUCCCUUUAAGAACCUCGCUCUGUUGCCUUUCUCCCGCCCGCUCCUGGGCGGAGGCGGAAGCGGAAGUGGCGAAGGAAGUGUCUGUCUCCAAGAUGGCAGCCGCCUGGCCCUGUGGUCCGUGUGCUCCGGAGGCCGUGACUGUCAGGCUCUUCGGUGUCCUGUGGUUCAUCUCAGUUACCACAGGACCCUGGGGGGCUGUCGCCACCUCUGCCGGGGGUGAGGAGUCGCUUAAGUGCGAGGACCUCAAAGUGGGACAAUAUAUUUGUAAAGAUCCAAAAAUAAAUGAAGCUACGCAAGAACCAGUUAACUGUACAAACUACACAGCUCAUGUUUCAUGUUUUCCAGCACCCAACAUAACUUGUAAGGAUUCUAGUGGCAAUGAAACACAUUUUACUGGGAAUGAAGUUGGUUUUUUCAAGCCCAUAUCUUGCCGAAAUGUAAAUGGCUAUUCAUACAAAGUGGCAGUUGCGUUGUCUCUUUUUCUUGGAUGGUUGGGAGCAGAUCGAUUUUACCUUGGAUACCCUGCCUUGGGUUUGUUAAAGUUUUGCACUGUUGGAUUUUGUGGAAUUGGGAGCCUGAUUGAUUUUAUUCUUAUUUCAAUGCAGAUUGUUGGACCUUCAGAUGGAAGUAGUUACAUUAUAGAUUAUUAUGGAACCAGACUUACAAGACUGAGUAUUACCAAUGAAACGUUUAGAAAAACACAAUUAUACCCAUAAAUAUUUUAAAAAAUAAACAGAUUUUGAGCCUCAUUGAUUUUAAUAGAGAACUUCAAAUAUGUGGAUUUAAAGAUUUCUCUUUUUCCUUCAUCUGCCAUUUUAUGAGUUCUGUAUGAUUUUUGUGGUUUUUGUUUUGUUGACUUAGUUAAAAGUAUAUUAUUCUGAGAUUUAUUUAAUAGGACUUUCUUUGAGAGCUGUGUCAUAGUGUUUCUUGGGCUUCUGUAUGAGAGAUAGCUUAUUACCCUGAUAUUCUUUAAUCUUUUACAAAGGCAAGUUGCCACUUGUCAUUUUUGUUUCUGAAAAAUAAAAGUAUAACUUAUUCACA